Molecule: messenger RNA, 1506 nt
Organism: Anthostomella pinea
Lineage: Eukaryota; Fungi; Ascomycota; Sordariomycetes; Xylariales; Xylariaceae
Source: the annotation of a GenBank genome assembly
AUGGGCUCCGAUCCGCAGUACGCGAAAUGGCCGCUGCUACCUCUGUCGCAGCACGUCUUCACCCUCACGAACUCCUACGCCACACGACCCGCCCAGCAAGCCUCCGUCAAGAGCUUACAAGAUGCCAUCAGCGAGCACAAGAUGGCCCCGCUGUACAAGUACCUCGCCCACCCCACCGAGGGCAUUCUAAACUCAGCCGGCGAGACCACAUCGUCAGCAGCAGCAGCAGCGUCCGCGCAGCAGAAGGGCAUCGGCCGGAAACAGAGCGCCGCAGGCAUGGUGGCCAAGGGCUCGACGUCGGGUGCGAGCCUGCCGUGGGAUGAGGACGUCUACCAGAAGCUCAAGGCCGAGAACGAUAAGGAGCUAGAGGAUAUCCAGAAAGAGGAGGACGAGGCCGUCGAGAAGGCCGGCGAUACCGAGAUCAUGGGUGCGAAGGGGAAGCGCGCUGAGUUCUUCGCCAGGAUCGGUGACAAGGACAAGGCGAUAGCAGCCUACGAGGACGUCUUCGAGAAGACCGGCAUCCUGGGCACCAAGAUCGACCUUGUGCUGGCCAUGAUCCGCAUGGGACUAUUCUACGGCGAGAAGAUUCUCGUCCAGAAGCAGGUGGCCCGCGCCAAGACGCUCGUCGACAGCGGCGGUGAUUGGGACCGCCGCAACCGUCUCAAGGCCUACGAGGGCCUACACCUCCUGACCGUCCGUUCCUACAACCUCGCCGCGCCCCUGCUCCUCGACUCCCUCUCGACCUUCACCAGCUACGAGUUGUGCACCUACUCGAACCUAGUCGUCUACUCUGUGCUCGCCGGCUCCGUGUCGCUGAAGCGGGUAGACUUCAAGAGCAAGGUGGUAGACGCGCCAGAGAUCAAGGCCAUCCUAGGCGCCGAUGGCGAGGACAAGCUGCUCGCGCUAUCGGGGGCCAUCUCCGCCGGGCCAGGUGCCGAAGACGCCGAGAUGAAGGAUGCUAAGGACACCGUCACUCCGAAGGCGCCGACCAAGGCCACCACGGCCGUCAACCUGACGACCCUGGGCACCGGCAUUGAGCAACCCGAUGCCGAGAUGGCCGUCGACUUCUCGUCGCUGGCGCAGCUCGUCAACAGCCUUUACAACGGCAACUACAAGCUGUUUUUCGGGGCUCUGGCCCUCGUCGAGGAGCAGUUCCUGACGCAGGACCGCUACCUGUUCGAGCACCGCAGCUGGUUCAUCCGCGAGAUGCGCCUGCGCGCCUACCAGCAGCUGCUGCAGAGCUACCGUGUUGUGGGUCUCGAGAGCAUGGCCAAUGACUUUGGUGUCACGGUGGACUUCUUGGAUCGUGACCUGGCCAAGUUCAUCGCCGGUGGCCGCAUCCCCUGCACCAUCGACCGCGUGACGGGCAAGGGCGUCAUCGAGACGAACCGGCCCGACGACAAGAACAAGCAGUACCAGGACGUCGUCAAGCAGGGCGACGGCCUGAUCACCAAGCUGCAGAAAUACGGCCAGGCCGUGCGUCUGCGAGGAAGCGAGAGGGCGUAG